Phacochoerus africanus (Common warthog) is the source of this 1001-nucleotide messenger RNA. RefSeq names its product SCP2 sterol binding domain containing 1 (gene SCP2D1). Lineage: Eukaryota; Metazoa; Chordata; Mammalia; Artiodactyla; Suidae. Bases 310 to 777 code for a protein of 155 amino acids. The record is from RefSeq and is a predicted model, not a curated record. The transcript is spliced from 3 exons. Gene Ontology annotation, cellular component: cytosol.
CCCGUGAGCCUUGGAAGGUCGAAGUGACGCGACAGGGGAGCCCGGAUACAGUUCCGCUUGAGGGAGCGUCCCUGAUUGCGUGGUUUGGCAGGACAAAACUGAGGACGUAAGCCCGGAAGACAUCCUCUCAGAUAACUCUAAGGGUCUGCCCUGACGAGCAUCUGUUUGGCCAAUAAGACUGUGGCACACACACCAGCCUAUUUCCCACCUGGCCUUGCCUUUGAUGUCACAAUCUGCCCUUGUGGAUAUCAGUCUGCCCACGGCUGCUCACAAACCAGUGGGCAAGGUCCAGAGGACCAGCACAGUAGUAUGUGGAAGAGAAUCGACCACCAGCUCAAGAUCAAAGCGGGGGAUGGGCCUCAGGCAGGACAGUUCAAGGAGCUGGGUCCAGCUCAGGAACCCACUGUGCCACACCGUCUAGGGCUGUCAGAAUUCCAGAGCUUCCCUGUGUUCGAGGACAUCAGCCAUCACAUCAAAGAAAUGGGGGCCCAACUGGUAAAGAAAGUCAAUGCCGUCUUUCAGCUGGACAUCACAAAGGAUGGGAAGACCAUCCUGCAGUGGACCAUUGAUCUGAAGAAUGGCUCUGGGGACACAUAUCCAGGACCUGCCAGGCUCCCAGCAGACACUGUCUUCACAAUCCCAGAGCCUGUCUUUAUGGAGUUGGUUUUGGGCAAAAUGAACCCUCAGAAAGCCUUCCUUGCCGGCAAGUUCAAAGUGAGCGGCAAAGUUCUGCUUGGCCAGAGACUGGAGAGAGUUUUCAAAGACUGGGCUAAAUAAUAAGCCUGCAAUAAUACCAGGGAAAUGAUCAGAACUUCUCUCCAAUUAUAAUGUUGAGCGGAAAUCACGCUUAAACUGAAGAUUAAAACAAAAAGUAUUCGAUAUUUUUACUCAAAUUCUUCCUAUUCAAGUUUGAUUACUUUUCUUGCUGAUGUGUAAAUUUGGAGUGAGGGUUCUAGAGCAGUAAAGAGUGUUGGAGUGUAUCACCCAAAAUCUUUGUCUUC